AUGAAUGAGAGGACGAUUAUCUCCCUCAGUCAUCAACUGGUUGACGCGUUGGAAAGAUAUGGUACACAGCGACGCGUGGCAUGCAUGCUUGAAGUCGAGCUAGGCAAGGCAAAAAGCGAGCAAGAAGUCCUGAAGAGAGCUCUGACACGACUGGUCAAGUACGACGACAACAAGGUUGAGGACUAUACCAAGGCGGUCUCCGAAAUUACGGAGUUGAAACAGUCGAUCGCGGCAUUGCUGCAUAAGUUUAAAGCUGUGUACAUCCAUGGCUCUAUCACGCGUGCACAGUAUGGCGUCAGUGGUGAUAACAUGACGAAGUUCGUUGACGAAAUGCUGAGGGACUUCGCUGCUGUUAUGGCUGACUACGGCUUAAGCAGCGAAUUGGUUGCACAGAAAGAAACUUCCCGGAGACUGAAGAGGGGGUUUAAUGCAGCGGAAGGAGUGACAGACACUAUAUACGCCCGGAGGGUCAAUCGUGGUCGUGCGACUCCUAAAGAGUCUAUACUCAAGGUGACCACCAACCCUCAACACUUGGCAACUCGGAAAUCAACUUGGGACACAUAUUGUCAGCAACUUGUUGAUAGCACACACGCAAACGAGUGCGCAACACGUGUGGACAAUUACGUUAAGCCGAGUUCCGGUAGGCGCGAUAAGGAUCAUUCCUUCUAUUCAGGUUGGCGUGCACGCGCGGUUUCUCCCGAAGACCCAAGCCAACGGAUGCAGUCAGAGAACCUUGUUGAAUCUGUCGAGGGUCGGCAUAAUCCUAGGGGCGAGGAUGCGGGGACAUCCGAUGAAGAGAAGGGGGAUACAAACGCAGGUAUGGGAGGUGUGGCAGUAGGCUGUAAUUGGUCACCGGGUUCUGUUCCUUCCGUGUAA
Molecule: messenger RNA, 876 nt
Organism: Lithohypha guttulata
Lineage: Eukaryota; Fungi; Ascomycota; Eurotiomycetes; Chaetothyriales; Trichomeriaceae
Exons: 2
Coding region: 1-876 (291 amino acids)
Source: RefSeq, a predicted model, not a curated record